Naumovozyma castellii is the source of this 618-nucleotide messenger RNA. It is a transcript of the gene RAD10, whose product is annotated as DNA repair protein RAD10. Lineage: Eukaryota; Fungi; Ascomycota; Saccharomycetes; Saccharomycetales; Saccharomycetaceae. Bases 1 to 618 code for a protein of 205 amino acids. The record is from RefSeq and is a predicted model, not a curated record. The transcript has a single exon.
AUGAAUAACACAGACCCUACAUCAUUUCAAAGUAUUCUAGCAGGAGUUAAAAAACUUAGAGAGAAAAAGGGAGGUGAAGUGAUAAAUGAGAAUAAGGAACGUCCUCCUCAAGCUGAAACAACAACUGAAACGAGUAAGGAACCGGUGAAUGUGAUUAAUGCCUUCAAUCAACAGAGGAUACCAAUCAAUACUACAUCGAAUACAGACACAAAAGAUGCCUCAAGAAAGAGACCAUUUAGUGGAAAUAAGCAUGGAAAAACCGUUUUAGUGAAUACAACGCAAAAAGAAAAUCCACUAUUAAAUCAUUUAAAGAAUACAAACUGGCGGUAUAUAUCCUCGACAGGUGGAAAUAAAAUAUAUUAUGAUUACUUUAUAAGAGAAAGGGCGGUACUAUUCCUUACCUUAACUUAUCACAAAUUAUAUGCUGAUUAUAUUACAAGACGUAUGCAUCCCCUUUCCCAAAAUGAGAACAACAUUUUAAUAUUUGUCGUAGAUGAUAAGAAUUCAGAAGAUACGCUGAGAGACAUUACUAAAAUGUGUAUGUUCAAUGGAUUUACUCUACUUGUAGCGUUUAAUUUUGAACAAGCAGCCAACUACAUUAGAUAUUUAAACGAUUAG